UGGGAUGUAUUUGGAAAUGUGACGCAAAAUAUGCAAUAUGCAAAAUAUUUUGUUUUGCAUUUACAAGUGGUUUAAAAAUAUUUCUAAAUAAAUGUCUUUUGCCUUACUAUUUACAUGUUCACAUCCUUUUAAGUAACGAAAUCCGAGUCUUUAAGUUGUAAUAUGCUGUCCAUGUAGAAUUUUUUGUUUUAAGAUAAGGUGCCAUAUUGUAGAAAGAUCUGGACAUAAGCAUAUUUUUUAAAUCUAUUGCAAAGAAAAACGUUUUAACAGCUUUGGGGGAUAUGCAGAAAAAAAGAAAUAACUGCUGCUUCUGGGAGGAAGUUGAAAAGUGCUUUUAUUUUGAAGAGUAGGUCGCCCUCUUCCUGUUGUUUCUGUUACUGGUCGUACUAGUGCAAUGUAGCAGAUUUGAUGAGCGCGGUGAGCUAGUUGGCUAACUGGGGUCCCAGGCCAUUUAACCUGAGUGACACAGAGUACUCAAUGUAAGAUGAACUCUGAGGACAAGUUGGAUGGGAUGCUGCUGAAGUGCAGCAGCGGAGGAAUCGAUGGAGGCGGGAGAGUGUGUCUGGGCGCGGGAGGAGGACUGGUGGUGAUGACCCUCGGGGAGCGAUCGCUGGCAAACCAGCCUCUUUUGGCUGAGGAUGACGAUGACGACGAUGAUGAUGAGGACUUGACUGGAAGUUCGCUGGUUACUCACGACCUCGUCCCUCCAGAACAGCUGAUGAUGCAGGAAGAGCUGACAAAGAAUGGUGGAGAAGGAUUAGAAGAGGACGGAGGAGGCGAAGUUGGAGUGCAUUUCCCCCUAAAACUCACCAAUAAGUUGCCGUUUUCACUUCAGAUGCCACUGAGCAUCAAGCAGGAGCUGAAGCUGUCUGACCCUGCAGUCCAUAUAAAGAAGGACAAAAAGGCAAUUAAGGACAUGACUGUGUACCCCAAGAAGAAAAAGAGGAAGCAGCGCUCCCCCGCAAAGAUCCUCGGCAUGAAUGAUGAUGGAUCUGUGGCUAUACCUAACCCAAAGUGUCAUGUUUGUGUUCACUGCAAUGCUGCAUUCAGAACCAAUUACCAUUUACAGAGACAUGUCUUCAUUCAUACGGGUGAGAAGCCAUUUCAGUGCAGCCAGUGUGACAUGCGUUUCAUUCAGAAGUAUCUACUGCAGAGACACGAGAAGAUCCACACUGGUGAGAAGCCUUUCCGCUGUGAUGAGUGUGGGAUGAGGUUUAUCCAGAAGUAUCACAUGGAGAGACAUAAGAGAACUCACAGUGGAGAGAAACCCUACCAGUGUGACUACUGUCACCAGUACUUCUCCAGAACAGACCGAGUUUUAAAACACAGACGAAUGUGUCAUGAAAACAGAGAGAGGAAAACAAACAAGACCGCUGGUAAAAUCGGACCUUUGCAUGACACAGAUUCUUCAGAGUCUCCCUUCCUUUCCAAAGAGUGCUCUCUACCUAAGAAAAAGCGCCAAAAAUGUUCAGAAAAGAGUUCAGGCUCUUGCAUCACGGUCCUGACAGAAGGGCACAGUUUUGCUGUCGAAGAAACAGAAGCGAAGGAAGGGCAGAGUCGGGAUAAAAUCGAAACUCCAUGUAUAUUUGCUGUAUCAUCCAAGGUCAAACAUGAAUAUGUCAUUCCUGACUACUCGGUGGAACUUCCUGAGGAAACAGCCAGCCAACAUGAAAAUGACGACGUAUCAUUAGAGGACACAACCCCUCCAAAAAUAGUCCUGAAGAAAGUCCCCAAGAGGAGCCUUAAACAGCCCAGUGAGCAAACCCCUCCCUGCUUGUCUUCCUCACUGUCCUCAUAUGAUGAAGCUGAUAAGGUAGCGCAGUACACCUUUGAAAUUGUGGAGAAGCAGGGCCUUUUAGACGUCGAGAACAACGCUGACCUGGAAUCUGUCGAAACUCUUCAAGGAGGAACGACUAAACCGGCGGCAAGUAGCACAAACUAUGACGACGCCAUGCAGUUUCUCAAAAAGAAGCGUUACCUUCACGCUGCAAUGGCCAACAACAGCCGGGACUACGGGCUCAACACAAGCGGCAUGUCCUCUCAGCCAUCUGUUACGCAAACCGUAGUGUCGACGGUCAUCGAUGAAACUGUCCCCGCCACCAUCCUGGAGCCCCAGCCCAUCAACGCAGAGAUAAAGGCAGCUCAUGAGAAAAACGUUUUCCCUGAUGAGGUUCUUCAAACACUGCUGGAGCACUACUCUACCAAAGCUAAUGGGCAAUCAGACAUUUCCUUCAGUGUUGCUGAUACAGAAGUGACUUCGAGCAUAUCUAUAAACUCCUCCGAUGUUUCGGGCAGUAGCCCCGUAGAGAGCAUUGGAUCCUCUGGCGCCCAGGCUCAACCGCCUACAGAGAAGGUCAGCCUCCUGCAGGAAUACUCCAAAUUUCUCCAACAGGCUCUGGAGAGGACCAGUCAGAACGACAGCUACUUAACGAGUCAGAGCCUCAGCUUGGUCUCUGAAAACCCCACGUUAGCCGGACAACCUUUGUUCUCUAAUGAGAAACAGUUCUCCUCACCCAGCAGGUUCAAAUCAGGGAUGAGCUCUCCGUUGAGGUCCACUUUGGAAAAGCCUCACUUCGCAUUAUUGGUUGGAGACUCCCAGCACUCGUUUUCAUUUUCAGGUGAUGAGACGACUCCGCCCUCGGCGGUGUCUCCAGCUGAUGAGGACUUCCUGGAGCAGGUCUCUCCCUCGAAGAAGUCUGACUCUACGCAGGGGAUACUGCAGACGUUCCAGAUCAACUCCUUUGAUCAGAACUUCAAGUCACAUUUCCAGGCGUCGAGAUCCGCUUCGUCCUCGCAGUUCACGGUCACCAACGGACAAGUAAGCAUCAGAGGACAUGGCGCGGACUUUUCCGAGUUCCCUUUAGUUCGAGUCACUGAGACCAGGGUUCAAUUGAACUCAUCCCCUGAUGUUUCAACCAGCGAAUCUUUUGGCUGAAGGAAAAAACAGGGAAAAAAUUUAAUUUUAGCAGCACUUUAUUUCAUCUGUCUUGUUUUGCCAAAACUAUUCACAACACAAUCACGUUUUCUUAAAGCGGUUUGAAAAAUAGUCAUAUUUUGUUAGUACUCAAACCUCUCAUAAGAUACUACUAAUAAUAAUAAUAACUCAUGAAAUCAUACUACGAUAUGAAAAGCAUUUCUCUGUUGGAAUCAAAGCGGUUCUUGUUCUGGAAUGUACACUAGGAGGUUACGUGACCAAAGUGUAAUUAUUCUGAUAUCUUUGCCGCCAGAGAGUUUAUGUUUAAUGGGAGUGUCGGUUUGCCUUGCUCGAAAAAUAAUCAACUCACUCUUGCUGCUUAAUGCAAUAUUUCCACUUUUUACACACCAAUCAGCCAUUAAAUUAUGACUUCCAAACAGCAGAUCUUUGAUGCACCAUUGAUUGUUGGGUGUUUUUUGUGGACCCUGUCCUGGAUACCUCAGAUCGCUUGUCUUCUUCUGGUGGAGGGCUAUUUAGCAACACACUGGUGCAACUCAAUAUUGUUAAAAUUAUAGCUGAAAAGUUAAUUGAUUUCUGUAAUUCAGUUCAAGAACUAAAACUCAAAAGUAAAUCAUUUGUGACUGAAGAAUUUUAGGCGUUUAUUUCUGUGUAGAUAUAAUUAUGGCUUACACUUCAUGAAAAUGAAAACUUGAGCUGAAAUCCAAUAUUUACAUUGCUGUUAUGACCAAUAGCCAAUUUGGCCCAGCUUUAUUUAUCAAACCGAUACCGAUGUGGCAGGAAUGGCUAAUGUUGACUCAUACUGAUGUUUCUGCUGAUUUAUCAUGAAUUAAUAAUAAUUUUGCCUGAUUUACUGUUUCAAUAUGGCAGCACCACUGGUCUUGCCUUAUGAUUUUCUUUUGACUGCACUUAUCCCUUUAGCCUGUGAACGUUGUUCUACUAAUCUUUUUCUUCCACUCAACUUUCAGAUGAACUGAAUUACUUAAAUAAAUUAACUUCUAAAUUAUCUCCUAAUUUACUGAGAUGUGCCUGUGUUUUACUGUAAGUAGAUGUAUGCUGUUACCCAUGUAAGCUUUUGGAGUACAUAAUAUUAUGGCUGAUUGCUGUAUAGCUGUAAUAAAUGUAUGCCUCUUGUUUUCUUUCUUACCUACCUCCCCUUGGUUUUUGUCAAAAAAAAAAUCUUUAUUCUAGCUCUUGAAAUAAUCACAACAGCACAAUCAUUCUUUAUGUUUAAGUCACUUUAUUCUCACCUAUCAUGGAUGUGUGUAACUAAUGGUACAGGACUGAUUGUAUGCUUGUGACCUAUUUCAUUUCCUGUUUAAAAUUAAGUCCGAUUUGGUUGGUUUGAAAUCCAAAUGUAAAAAUUCUGGUGAAAUUUGAGGAGCUCUUAGGUCAUAUGAAUUUUUUCAGACCGUAUAACAAAAAAACUAAUCUUGAUUAAAAAAGCUUUUGUCUCAGUUUAAAAAAAUGAUUUGAGCUUCACAGAGCUGCACCCAUAAAAAUGGUUGCAGGAUAAUCCUGAUGUAGGUUUCAAACUAGUUUCAGUUGGUAUUAAAUUACUUUAGGUUUGUGCUUGGUCUAUGGUCUGUUUGCACAUUCUUUCUACAAGGAAUGUAGGAUGUACAGUCACUGUCAACAGCUACCUUUAAUGAAACAUAACGAAAACAUUCGCCACGUUUAGUUGAUCAAAUAUAUUAUUCUCUUUGUGUCACUUAAAAAACUAUAGGUGUUGUUUAGCAUUGUGUUGAAGUAAAUCGGGGUUUUGGGAUUUGGCAAUUUUCUUGUACUAAACAUGUUAUACAGCUCAAGCAGACAUGAUUUGCUUGGUGUUAUGUUUUGUUCUGUGCCUUUCUGUUCCUUUUUUUAGCACUUCUUUUUACUCAUUCCUGCAAAACUUAUUUUUUGUCUCUUCACUCAGCCUAUGCUGUAAGGCUGCAAAUUUCUCUUGCACAAUAUUCGUAAAUACAUAAGCUAUCAAUUUGUUUAUUUUUUACUGUAAUUAUGAUGAACUUGGAGCUUUAUUUAAUUUUGCCUUUUAUGUUUUGUUGCUAAAGGAAACUGAAUUUAGUGUGUCUCAAACUAUUGACAAGAAAAUGCAUUUUAUUCACUGUUUUUGUAGAUUUUAUUGGUUCCACAGGUUUAGCUAGAAAUCAGUCUUUCAGGUCUUAUUGAAAACAUGCAAUUACAAAUGGGUGACUUAUUAUGAGCGUGAUCCCUUAUGUAUUCAAUCAUGCUGUUAAUUGUACAUAAAUGUGUUUUCUUGAUCAGCUGUAUGUGCUCCAUCCAGUUUGCGAUGGUUUUAAAACUCCCUCUUGUUACAUUUUCACUGACAAUCAGGGACAGAUGGCGCCACGUUAGUCAUUCAAUUCUUUUUUUUUUUUUUUUGGCCAUUUCAGUUGAUUUCUUCAAGAAUGUAUAGAAAAUAUCCUGUUGUAAAUAUGUGGUGUAUAUUUUUAUGUUCUUCAAAGUAACGUUUAUGAAAAAGGAGAAAAGGUGCAAGAGACACUUUUUGUCAGUGGAAGGCAUUGUUAGUUUUCAAGCAUUUCAUGGAUACUGCAAUAAGAUGGAUGCACUGCCACAGUCAAAUAACAAUACUACAAAAUUGUUUGUAGUUGAGAGAGACUUCCUAAAAGUUGUGCUCAACGUCAGAUAGUCAACCUGAGCAGUUAAAGUAGUUUUAGGCUGGAUAAUGACUGAAAGCUUGAGGCAGUUUUUAGUUCUUCACAAGUUACCAGUUUAGUUGUAAGCAAUCCUCAAAAGCACAGUGCAGAUGGGUUCAACUCAGUAAAUUCAAUCCUGUUCUGCUUUUGGAAAGUUCCAGUCCUUGCCAUUCAUUUCCUCCAUCAUCAACAAUAAAGUUUAGGUUUCUUUCCCUUUUGUCUACCUAUGUCUGUCUUCUGGCCAUAAGUGUCCUUGUAUAAGCUAGAAAAAAUGUGUUUUGUGUAAAAAGAUCUGUAUUAUAGAUUUUUUUAUAAAUAAUAUUUUUGAAACAUGUCAUCUAAAGCACUGAUGUGUAAAUGAUACACUCUUGCUACCAUCCUUUAGCUCUUCACUAGUUCCUGUUGAAACCUUUUCGAUUACAAAAUGGGAAUCCAAACAUUAGCAUUUUUUACUUUUUUGAAAAUAAUUGGACAGAGCAACUUCCUGCUUCCCUUUAGGGUUAAUGAGACAUUAGCUUAAUUUGCAUGGCUGUUGGGUUGGAUGAAUUUUUCUUUUCAUAUAAUGUGCAGCUUUAAUUGUAACUAAUUAAUCAGUCAAGUUAACCCAGUUAAAUUAGAACUUUGCUAAAUAUCAUGAUUUGUAGGCAAACUGAUUAAAUUGUUUUGAUUGUUGUGUGUAUUGUCCUUAUGAAUAAAAUUAUUCACAUAG
Messenger RNA from Poeciliopsis prolifica (blackstripe livebearer), 6301 nucleotides. RefSeq names its product zinc finger protein 148 (gene znf148). The record is from RefSeq and is a predicted model, not a curated record. Bases 485 to 2935 code for a protein of 816 amino acids. Gene Ontology annotation, molecular function: DNA-binding transcription factor activity, RNA polymerase II-specific; RNA polymerase II cis-regulatory region sequence-specific DNA binding. NCBI's taxonomy places the organism in Eukaryota, Metazoa, Chordata, Actinopteri, Cyprinodontiformes, Poeciliidae. The transcript is spliced from 7 exons. Gene Ontology annotation, biological process: regulation of transcription by RNA polymerase II.